CCCCCAGUCACACCAUCUUGCACCCAAAGGACCCGAAAGUCUCCCCUGGGCAGGUAAGCAGCUCUGGAUGGCCCCCAGCGGUGGUACGGGGGCCUGGACAGCCAUUUACCAACUUGUCCUGCAGCUGCUUAGUGGGGACUCAUGUCCCCACCCCACCCCACCCCAGCAGUGCAGAAUACCCCAGCUCCAUCAAGCCUUGCCCACUGCUCUCACCCCUCCUGGGGCUCAGACACACCUGGAGGUCAGUGACACCAGAAAGUGGAGGCUGAAGGCGUGGGGGGCUGUUCCUCAAGUCCUUCUGACCGGACUCAAAACUGCCCAGCAGACACCUGGGGGAGGAGCUCACUCUGCUUGGGUGUUGGCUCCACCCCAGUUCCAGGCACAAAAGAAGCGAGGUGCACUGUCAUCAGACACUCGCUCUUCUACAGGUGCUGGGGUCCCUCCUCAGCCACGCAGGCCACUUCCAAAACAGGGGUGCCCCAGGGAGACACCGGCGGCCAGGAUGUCCACGCAGAGUGUCCACGCCUUGAAGCUGGCCACCCUGUGGCUCCCGCCUGAGGUCCCCGACUCCCCAAGCCGCCAGCGUCGCCACACACUCCCGGCGAGCGAGUUCCGCUGCCUCUCCCCAGAGGAUGCCACCAGCGUGUUUGAGGUCGAGCGGGAAGCCUUCAUUUCCGUCUCUGGCCUCUGCCCCCUGUACCUGGAUGAGAUCCGGCACUUCCUGAUUAUGUGUCCAGAGCUAUCCCUGGGCUGGUUCGAGGAGGGCCGCCUUGUUGCCUUCAUCAUUGGCUCACUGUGGGACGAGGAGAGACUCACUCAGGAGUCGCUGACGCUGCACAGGCCCGGGGGCCGCACAGCCCACCUGCACGUGCUGGCUGUGAACCACAACUUCCGGCAGCAGGGCAAGGGCUCCGUCCUGCUGUGGCGCUACCUGCAGCACCUGGGCAGGCAGCCGGCCUUGUGCCGCGUCGUGCUCAUGUGUGAGGACCCACUGGUGCCCUUCUACGAGAAGUUUGGCUUCCGGGCCGUGGGCCCCUGCGCAGUCACCGUGGUCUCCCUGGCCUUCAUCGAGCUCCAGUGCAGCCUGCGUGGCCACGCCUUCCUGCGCAGGAACAGCGGCUGCUGAGCCCGCCCACCUGGCCCCACCCCAGCUCGGCGGAGAUACAGGCAGGGUGGGAGGGCAGGUGAAUGGAGAGAAUGGGUGGCUCCUCCCCAGCCUGGGCUGCCAUCCACAGCAAGGGUGGCACGUCCUCCAGUCUGUCCUCACAAGCCCCUCGGACACGGCUUGGUUUGGUAAACGGGACGGGGAGGAACCACAGUUGACUGUCAGGAACUACUGGCCAGUGUUCCGGGCAGGAGGGCCGGAAGGGGCUCAGCACCAGGGCAGCAUCCCUUACUCUCCCAGCCUCAUGGCUACCCUCCCUCUCCUUGCCCCCUGGAGUUGGCGGGGAGGCGGGGGGGGGGGGAUGGAGGCCAGUGACCUGCAUAAUGGUGUCAGUCUUGGGGCAGGGAGGUGCUGGUCUACUUCUCCACCUUUCCCCUGGAUGUCUUGUGUCCCAUCCAGCUCCCCAGACCAGCCCUCCUCUACCAGAUGACUCCCCCCCGACCCCUUUGCCCAUGCUAAUUAAAGUGGUUAUGCCCCCUUGGCCUCCCUAGUGUGGUGGGAAGGGCUGUAGGGGAGGCGUGGUAUCGGGAAGCAAAGUGUGGCCAUCCCCCUGCUGAAGUGAAGGAAGAGGUGCUGCCCUUUCUCCCUGGCACCAUCUUGGCCAGUGCAGGCACCCCCCACCCAGCCAGCCCCCUCACCGCCCCUGAGCAAAGGCAGGGCAAGCUGGGGGUAGGGACCCCAGGAGUCAAAGGAUUCAUUCCAGCCCUCUCAAGGGACCCUCUGAGGUUCUGUGUGUGACGUUGGACCUUGAUUCAGUUUCUGGUCCAACCAAAUCCCUCGAAGUCCCUCACUGUCCCCUUUGAGCCAAGCUGCUGCCUCUGACCCUCCUCUGACUUCCAUCCUACCCCAGGCCUCCAAAUCAACACGAUACUCUACCUUUUCCAUAAAGAACAUUUAAUACUUUGAGACAUCAUCCAUAUAAAGUUAGCGUUACUUUUUAAAAAUCAUGACCAUGAUAUAAACCAGUAAAAAAAAAAAAAAUUCAGACCUGAUUGAGCCUUGAGCAACCCCCAGGG
Molecule: messenger RNA, 2181 nt
Organism: Loxodonta africana (African savanna elephant)
Lineage: Eukaryota; Metazoa; Chordata; Mammalia; Proboscidea; Elephantidae
Gene: AANAT
Product: aralkylamine N-acetyltransferase
Exons: 3
Coding region: 68-1126 (352 amino acids)
Biological process (GO): melatonin biosynthetic process; response to light stimulus; circadian rhythm
Cellular component (GO): cytoplasm
Molecular function (GO): aralkylamine N-acetyltransferase activity
Source: RefSeq, a predicted model, not a curated record